GUAAUGGGAGUGUGCUUGUGUUUUUGAAUACCCCUGGCGCUCCUUCCCCUAAACCCUACUCUACUGUGUUUUCAAUUUCUUCAGCACAAUGAAGCUCGUUAGGUUCAUGCGACAUCUUCAAUUUUUAUUCUCUGUGUGGAUGUUAGCAUGAACACACAUCUGAAGGCUGUCAAAAUUACGCUAAAAGGGGAGAAUCCAGUGACGUUGGAUCACCUAACUGUGAGGGGUAACAACAUCCGUUAUUACAUCCUCCCCAGCUUAAAUCUUGAGACGCUGGUGGUGGAAGAAACACCAAGGGUGAAGCCAAAGAAGCCAACAGCUGGAAAGCCUAUGGGACGUGGUUGUAGGCGCGGUCGUGGGCGUGGACGUGGUCGAGGCCGCUAAAUGCAUUCCAGCUGCUCUAAUUUUUUGAUGUAAACAUGUGUACGGAUUGAGAGAUUUGCUCUUGGUUUUUCUAGUAGAAAAAAAGAUAGAUCUCAUGCAACAAUUUAUUUUGGAUCUUUGAAGUCAGGAGCAUGUUAUUUCGCUGCAUCAUAUUGUCUGCUAACAUUACUUUCGUAUGGCAUUCAAUUUUGUUCUGCUUUGUCAAA
This is a messenger RNA of Solanum tuberosum (potato), 590 nucleotides long. RefSeq names its product small nuclear ribonucleoprotein Sm D1. Gene Ontology annotation, biological process: RNA processing. NCBI's taxonomy places the organism in Eukaryota, Viridiplantae, Streptophyta, Magnoliopsida, Solanales, Solanaceae. The record is from RefSeq and is a predicted model, not a curated record.